Messenger RNA from Nelumbo nucifera (sacred lotus), 2034 nucleotides. The record is from RefSeq and is a predicted model, not a curated record. Lineage: Eukaryota; Viridiplantae; Streptophyta; Magnoliopsida; Proteales; Nelumbonaceae.
ACUCUUUGCUUGGACAAAGAGAGCUCUAGUGCAGCAAGAGCCAUCUGAUCAUCAUUUCAGACAUGGCGAGCCUAGGGAAAGCAUGUCUCUGGCUUGUGGUGGUAUUGAUCUUGAGUCCAUCAAUAUCCAGCAAGGAAGCUGCCUUCCCUUUUGUCUUCCCAUUACCCUACUACUCACCACCUCCUCCUUACUACGACAAGUAUCCACCACCCCUUACCUCACCACCACCUCCACCACCUUACUACAAUAAAUCUCCAUCUCCCCCUACAUAUUACUACAGUUCACCACCACCUUCCCCAUUCUACCAUACAUCACCUUCCCCGCCAUUUCCUUCACCUCCACAAUAUCAUAACAAGUUCCCUCCAUCUCCAUCACCAUACCACAACAACUCUAUCCUACCUUCUUCACCCUCUCCCUCACCUCCACCCAAUAAGUACCCUUCACCUAUACUCUCCCCUCCACCCCCUUACCAUUACAAAUCACUUACCCCUCCAAUCUAUUAUGGAUCACCUCCUCUGCGAUCUCAUUCACCUCCACCUCCUUAUCUUUACAAGCCUCCUCAAACUCCAUCUCCACCAAUUAAGUCCCCUCUGUCUCCCUCCAACAGUAGGUCUCCUCCACGACCUUCACCUAUAUCCUUUCCUCCACCCCCUUACCAUUACAAAUCACCUCCUCCUUCAAUCUAUUAUACAUCACCACCCCCACAAUCUCAUUCACCUCCACCUCCUUAUCAUUAUAUCUCUCCUCAAACUCCAUCUUCAUCAUCACCCUCUCCUUCACCUCCAUUCAACAGUAGGUCUCCUCCACAACCUUCACUUAUACGCUCUCCCCCACCCCCUUACCAUUAUAAAUCUCCACCUCCACCAUUGCCAUCACCAUCUACUCCAAAACCUUCACGUAUACCCUCUCCCCCACCCUCUUACCAAUACAAACCACCUCCUCCUCUAAUAUAUCACAGAUCACCACUUCCACAAUCUCAUUCCCCUCCACCUCUUUAUCAUUACAAGUCUCAUCAAACUCCAUUUCCAUCACCCUCUCCACCAAUCAAGUCCCCAUCUCCUCCGCCUCAUUACAAACCAUCACUUGCACCUUCUCCUUUACUUCCACCCUUCACCUCCACCUCUUUAUCAUUACAAGUCUCCUCCACCACCAUUUCUAUUGUCACCAUUGCCAUUUUAUAUUAUUGCACCACCACCUUAUAUUUAUAAAUCACCCCGCCUCUUCCAACGUCGACCACAUUUCCAUCACCCUCACCAUCACCCCAUCAAGGUCUCCUCUCCACCAGUACAAAUCACCACCACUACCACCAUUCUUGCCACCUCCACCUUAUAUCUAUAAAUCAUCACCACCACCACAUCCACCUUACUACUACAAAUCACUACUUUGACCAUCCUCUCUACCUCCAUCACAUUAGUACUACUAUCUACCACUGUUUCUUCCACUGCCACGACCACCACCUACAUGCAAUUGUCCACCCUUGUCACCAUCCCAACCCUUACCUUUACCAUUAAAAUCACCUAUACCACCACCAUCCCAUCAUUUACACCAUUUCACCACACCACCUUGCCGCUAAGUGUCACUACCAUAUCGUCAUACUGAUCGCCUUCACUAGUUACUAAACUAUUACAAGUCACCACCUCUGGCUCUAGAACCAUUAUCCCCAUACAUACACUCCUAAAAGUGUUCCAUUCCCCCACCAUCAGGUCCAUCACCUACCCCACCUUUGGCAGAUGCCCAGCAGACCUGCAACUUUAGUCGAUGUGAACUCUGGGAAAUUAAAGUCUAUCACAAACUUGUAUGCGUUCCUUCCUCCAUUGGUUGGAGUGAAGGAAACAAAGCGGCUGACUAGCUUGUUAACAGGGGUCACCUCGAAAAUCAUGUGUAUUCGUCUUGUGCACCUGGUUGUCAUAUUUAUAUUUCCAUUUUGCAUUUCAUAGGGUCAAGACUCAAGAGAAUAUUAUAAGAUGUUCCUGUUAGAUAAAGAUGUUAUUGUGUGCAUGUUAAUAAACAACAAGAGAAUAUUAUAUUAUAGGA